Notechis scutatus (mainland tiger snake) is the source of this 3446-nucleotide messenger RNA. It is a transcript of the gene TWNK, whose product is annotated as twinkle mtDNA helicase. NCBI's taxonomy places the organism in Eukaryota, Metazoa, Chordata, Lepidosauria, Squamata, Elapidae. The record is from RefSeq and is a predicted model, not a curated record. Gene Ontology annotation, molecular function: 5'-3' DNA helicase activity; ATP binding; single-stranded DNA binding. Gene Ontology annotation, cellular component: mitochondrion. Gene Ontology annotation, biological process: mitochondrial DNA replication.
CCUUUUUCUGCGACUCGCAAGAAAUGUACAGAAACUCCAGGCUUCUCCUGGCAUGUUGCCUCCGGUUUAUCUUCGCAAGAGAGGAGGGGGCAAACCACUGGCAUCUGUUUAAAAAUUGCAACGUAGACCCAGUUUGCGUGAUGCAAAGCAACAGAAAUCGCCAGGAAGGGCUUGGAUGUACGGCUGAGGUUAGGUUACGACGGUCUUCCUAAGGCUGCAAAAAUGGCCAGAUACCAACAGCUUCCACACGUGGCUGCCGCCCUCGAAUUUCUGCCUUGUGGGCCCGAAAGCUUCGUUUUCUUGUUAUUUAUCUCUAUGGGGGGGGAAGUCCGUGUGUUCCGCCAAGCCGGUGUUUGUAUCCGGGUUGGUUCCUCUCGCGCAGCCGCUCUCGGAAGUGAUGGUUUUGAAGGGAGGUCGUGGCGCGCUUUCCGCCACUGCUGCACGUGGGGAGCCGAUGCCCUGAUCCGGAGCCAGAGGCGGGAGCCGAGCUGUGCGGUCAGGCUGCGGCCGGAGGGGAGGUUUUGUAGGCAGCCUCGGCCGGAGAGCGGCGGGAAUCGGGAUGGGGGGUGCAGCUCCCCCGCAAGCUGGAAGGAGGAGGGCAGCGGCAUGGGAGGGUCUUGCAGUUUAGGAAAGGCAGGGGGGGGGAAGCUUUUCCUCGGGAGGAGGAGGAGAGGUGCUUCCCCGGGGGCCAGUUUAGGAAACGCCACUGCAGGGUCGUAGAGCGAGGAGGCUGCACCCUGCGAGGUUGCUGAGAGGACGUAGAUAAAAAUGUUCUCGGUGACGUCACGGCUCCUUUGGCGUCCCCGGCGCCUUCCAGGUAGCUGGACGCUCGUUGGGAGCUCUCCUUGUAAGCACUACAAACAGGAAAAGCUUCCGCCGGUGCAGGAGCCGAUUCCUCCUGCCUCGGUCACAGAGAUCCGGCAGUACCUCAAAACGCAGAAAAUCCCCUUUCACGAUGGCUACAGUUGCAUUCACGUGCCCAGUAUUUUUGUGGGGGAUAAACAGCAGCUCCGCCAUAGUUACAGCCUCUUUAUUGAUAAGACGACGGGCCAGUUCAUCUGCACGGCCACGCUGGUCGAAGGUAAUUGGCAAGAUUUCCAGGCCAACGUAGAGCUGCAGGAUAAAGGACUAACGUUAAGCGACAGGCACAGUAUUCAUGAGCAAAACGACCCAACUGGGGAGGACGCCAAGCACAUAUGGGACCGAGCCUUGCCUCUCUGGCAAUUGCUGGAUGAGCAGGAGACAAAAGACGUCAAGGCUAUGUUUGGCAUUUCCAGCGUGUCGAAUACCACUCUCAAACAUUUUGGGGUGCGUUUUCUUCGGACUGGUCAAGCAUUGGUCUUCCCAUGGUUCAGUCCUUCUGGCACCAGCUUGAAGGGGUUGAAGCUCCUCCGAGUUGAGCACCAAGGGGACAGAGUACACCAUGUGGAGAAUAUGUUGCCUCGUCCCAAUGCCUAUCACAAUCUCUUUGGUUUGCCUCUGAUCAGUCGGCGUGAUACAGAAGUGGUGUUGACUGGCCGAGAGUUGGAUGCUCUGGUGUUGCAUCAGGUGACUGGUUUACCCACCUUGGCACUGCCUCGUGGGAUUUCUUGUCUUCCCCCAGCCUUACUUCCCUACUUAGAACAGUUUAAAAGGAUCACUUUAUGGUUAGGAGAGGAUCUCCGGUCCUGGGAAUCUGCUAAACAUUUUGCACGUAAGCUGAAUCCUAAGCGUUGUUACUUGGUGCGACCAAGUGAUCAACAGCUUCGACCUUUAGAAGCGUUUAGCAGUGGUAUGAACCUUACCAAGAUUGUACGCUCAGCUCUGCCAGCUGGUCACAAAUCUAUAAUUUCGUUUUGUCAACUGCGGGAAGAGGUGUAUGGGGAAUUGGUCAAUGUAGAUCAGGUGGCUGGAGUCAAAUGGGCUCGUUUCCCAGAACUGAGCAAACUUCUCAAAGGCCACCGCAAAGGAGAGCUCACUGUUUUCACAGGUCCAACAGGCAGUGGGAAGACCACUUUCAUAAGUGAAUAUGCCCUGGAUCUCUGCAUGCAAGGGGUUAAUACAUUAUGGGGCAGCUUUGAGAUCCAUAAUGUGCGUUUGGCCAAGAUCAUGCUUACUCAAUUUGCCAUGGAAAAACUGGAUGAGCAACUGGAAAAAUAUGAUGAAUGGGCAGACAAGUUUGAGGAUCUUCCACUUCAUUUCAUGACCUUCUAUGGACAACAGAACAUCAAGACAGUAAUUGAUACCAUGCUCCAUGCUGUGUACAUGUAUGACAUUGCCCAUGUUGUCAUUGAUAAUCUCCAGUUUAUGAUGGGCCAGGAGCAACUCAGUAUAGACAGGCUUGCCCUCCAAGACUACAUUGUGGGUACUUUCCGAAAAUUUGCUACCGACAACAAUUGCCAUGUAACCCUGAUCAUUCAUCCCCGCAAAGAAGAUGAAGAAAAAGAGUUGCAAACAUCUUCCAUUUUUGGAUCUGCAAAGGCCAGCCAGGAGGCUGACAAUGUGUUGAUCCUGCAAGAUAGGAAAUUAACGACAGGACCAGGCAGGCGCUACUUACAGGUCUCCAAGAAUCGCUUUGAUGGAGAUGUGGGAAUAUUUCCCCUGGAAUUCAGCAAAACUUGCCUUACGUUCUCUAACCCUGUCAAAAGCAAAACUAGGGUAAAGAAGGUAAAAGAGGAUACUGAGGAGCCAGUCCAAAAAUCUGUAGCAGCUGCUGGGGAAGUUCCAAAGAAACAGCGAUCCCAGAAACAAUCCAGUAAGAGCACAAAACCUGCCUUAGAUGUGUCACCCGAUGGACCCAACAAGCCAUGAGGAAUUGAACUUUAUUCAGAAAGGAUUCGCAGCCAGCAGAACCACUAUGGUUCGUUUGAUUAUAGGAAUAAUCAGUCCAACCAUAUAGGCAUUAGUCAAGUUCUUGCAGUUUUCUUUCGUUGGAACCAGUUGCUAGGAGAGGUCUGUGAAUGGUAGCAGGGUUUAUAGCACUGUUUACUGUUAAGAAAUAAUCUGAAAAGAAACUUGGAUUACUUCCCCAUGCCAUUCAGAAUAGAGAGCAGAUCUAGUGCGUGCAGCAGAAAGGCUCAGCUGCAUAUACAGUGGGGUAUAUGCAAGGAAGGAGUUGUGUUUGUGUUAGAGAUACAUAACGUCUACUUGCAACAAGGGAUGAAUAGUACAGCUGCAGGGAACACCAAUGGUGUCUCCUGCAUGUGCUGUAUGUACAUGGGGAUACAGUCAAAGUUCCCUGCAAGCUAGUGUGAUAAAUCAUGGUGUGGAGUAACAAAUGCUGAUUGAAUCCCCAUGUUCUUAUACACAAUAAUGGAUGGGAAAAUUAAAAUUUACAAUAGAAACUCCUCCCCAUCUGGAGAACUGAAUGAUGAAAUUAGAAAGCUUAAAAGGGCUUUUCUACCCAUGUACCUGUAACGGGGCAAUGGAGAAACCAUUAAAAAAGUAAUGUAGCUUUAUUUUAAAAG